This is a messenger RNA of Chinchilla lanigera (long-tailed chinchilla), 2006 nucleotides long. Its product is annotated as phosphatidylinositol 4,5-bisphosphate 5-phosphatase A-like. The record is from RefSeq and is a predicted model, not a curated record. NCBI's taxonomy places the organism in Eukaryota, Metazoa, Chordata, Mammalia, Rodentia, Chinchillidae.
AUGGCAAGCCAAGGCGCAGGCCGAGUGGGGAACCAGAAGGGAGAGAGAGACGUCUCUGACUUUUGGGCCUCCGAGCCCCCAAGCUGCACCCCACGCUCGGGUGCGCUGAGCAGGAAAGGCGCGGUGAUCACCCCGGAAGCACCGCCACCUCCGCCUUGGCUGGGGAGCACCGGCCCCGCACCCGGCUCACACCCGGGAGCGGCAAGGGGCCUGGACCGGGCAUGCACACACUGGACGCCCGGCCGUGUGUUCCGCCCCACCAGGCCUCCCCGGGACUCAGCUCUCCUGCCUGGCAGAGCUCGGGAGAGGCUCCCGGUGUUCACGUUCCAGCACGGGCUCCGGGCGCUGGCCAGGCCCCAGCAGGUGGCCCUGCGCGUGCAGCCCUGGACCCUCGGCCACGGGGGCCACUCACUGGCCCACCCACUGGGCAGUGAAGACACAGCCCCUGCGCCAGCGGCGACGAUCACACGUCACACCGCGCCCCCGCUGCUCCCGCGUCUGACCAUGGCUCCUAAGACGUGCUGGAGGCCAGUCACACCGGAGGUGCUACUUCCACUUCUCCCGGCCAGGCUCACACAGCCUGCAGGCUCUCCCACCCACAGGCAGCGUGUUUCCCAGGAGCUGCACCCACCGGAGCCCGGGCGGCUGUGCGGGUCUCCCGCGGUCCAGCCGGCAUUCCAGCGAUGGUCUCGCAGCUUCGUAAGAAAGCAAAGCAAGCCUUCGGCUCGGUGCGCGUUCCUCGGGCUCCGCGACACCCAGAGGGUCGUGGCAGUUCUUCGGGUCGGGCAGCAGGUGGCAGUGUUGGUCCAGGGACCGCGUCCCCAGCUUGGCCGAGACGCGGACGGCGCCGCCACGAACUCGGCGCGCGGAGAUGGGGCGAGGCGGACCGAGGGCCAGAUCCUCCGGGCGCUUUCCGCGCAUCCCGAGGUCUUAGCGGGGCUGGGGGAGCGGACUGCGAGAGGGGCGCUCGGGCUGCAGGACGGACCGACCGCAGACAGACAGCAGUCCUCUCCGGCCAGGGCGCAGCGCCGGGCAGCUGGCAGCGACAGCGCGCCUGGCCGGGAGACCCCGGCUCGCGCCCACGGAACGGGUCGCAGUCGGGUCGGGCCGCGCUCCCUCUCCCUGCGCGCCGGUCAACACCCUUUCCAAACAGAGCGGCUGAGCGCAGCUGUUUCCGAGCCAAGGGGACGCCGCCCGCUCGCCGGUGCUGCCGGGCUAAUCUCACGCGGAAACCCCGAUUUCUACGGGGACGCACGGGCCACGGUCGCCGAGUCCCUAACUCCCCCAGCGCUUCUCGGAGACCGUGCUCCUCCCCUGUUAGUCGCCGGGAGCCAGCGGCCAGAGCGCAGCCUCUCUAGUUCGCCCCGCAAGGAGGAGGAGAGACGAGGCGGGCGGGGGUGGAGGCCACCGCGCACAGCCCGGGCCCCUCGGAGCACAGCUCGAAAUUCCUUAAGUCCCAGUUGCUGGAAUGCGCAGCCACGACGACUUCAUCACUCGGGGCCAAAUGUGUUUGUCAUUACGCGGGACCACUCGCCCGCGCCGCCGCCGGCGCCCCCGGGAGAGGCGCGCGAUCCCAGCGCUCCCGCCCGCGCCCCUCCGCGGGUCCCGCAGCGCCACCGCGGUGCGGCCUCCGGCCCUGGCUCGCACCGGGCGCAGCGCCGUCCAGUAAUUACGCGCGCUGGGUUGGCGCCAUGUGCACCCGGCCGGCACCCGAGGACGCACUGCCAAGAAGAGGGCAAACACCUCUGCCUCCACCCGCAGCGUUCCUUGGUAUUCGGCCCAGUAUCCAUGAACACCACCCCACCCCCAAAAGAAACCUCAAAAAUGUAAGCCUAAACAAUUUCUUUGGGAGCCCGUAAGAGUGUUAGAAAAACACUACUUUUAAAAAUAGUGCUGGAAAAAUUUUUUUAAUUCGUAGCUUUGCUAAUCCUGCGGUUAUCUCCCCCCCACAGAAACAGAGGCGCCCCAGUGAAUUUAUUCCCAAUAAAUUACUCUCUGGACACACA